This is a messenger RNA of Tigriopus californicus, 2245 nucleotides long. Its product is annotated as F-box only protein 25-like. Gene Ontology annotation, molecular function: protein binding. The transcript is spliced from 2 exons. The coding region runs from base 422 to 1723 and encodes 433 amino acids. Gene Ontology annotation, cellular component: cytoplasm; SCF ubiquitin ligase complex; nucleus. Lineage: Eukaryota; Metazoa; Arthropoda; Copepoda; Harpacticoida; Harpacticidae. The record is from RefSeq and is a predicted model, not a curated record. Gene Ontology annotation, biological process: protein ubiquitination.
UCAUCUAUCAUCGAGUAGGCCUGCUUUGUGUGCCUUCAAUGCCUUCUGAGCAUGUCAACUCGAGAGUGAACACUAUUGAGGGAAGACGAACAGGCACAAUUCUGCCUUGAGAAGCUAAAAAUCAACAACUUUAAAGGGAAACUGGGCAUGUGAAUAUGUAUGAUGUGGUCUGGCUGACAAUGUCGGACAGCUUCUUCCUUGUGGGCAACAAGAGUAAGUGCGCACCAUUGGAAGGAACACAAGAAGAAAGAACCUACAACAGCAGCGAGCGCUCUCGUUGCCACCAUAAUAUGACGAUGGUGGGAACAGUUUGAGAGAAGAAGGCCUUGUCAACAUACUGUGCUCUUUCAAUCACAGAAACAUUUAUUCACACAGUGAGUGGUGUUGGUGUUGGUUCAUUUGAUUAGAGGUUCAUCACAAUAUGCCCUUCGUUUCCAAAGAUUGGCGAAGUCCAGGGGAGAAAUGGAUUCGCUACAAUGGAGGAUGGGAAAUGAAGAAGACCGUGUGGAACGUCACUCAUCAAAGCAACCACCAUCAUGGUUUUACUUUUGACCUCCAGGUCCAUGAAACAGGAGAGUCCUUGGAUGACAGUGGAUCUGAAAGCUCUCCUAUGGAAGUGGGAAGCUGGGACUCGAGUUACUCCCUGUCUCCAUCCUCGUCCCCAGUUAACCAUUCCAGUUUCAAGGAGCCCGUGUCCAAGGUCAGCUUACUUAAGAAGUGCUUCACUUUGACCAAAGAGGCUGUGAAACCCAAUGACAACGAUGUCAAGCACCUGAACAGAGAGCUCCACUUGCCUCAGAUGAUCUCGCAGCCUUACUACAAUAUCACCAUCAAGUCCACCCGAGAAAUCGCUGGCUUCAAUGGUUUGGCUGAGGCUUUCCUCCGCUUGGAUUUCUUGAAUGCAGUCAAAGAUAUUCGAAGAUUCAAUUACGUCUCCAAGAUCAUGUACAAGCUGUUCAGUCACGAUCGACUCAGUCAAUUGUCAGGGGCUGCUCAAAAGGUCCUUUUCCGGAUGCUGGAGGAAAUGGCAGACAUGGUCUACAAGAACAAUGUCAAUCAGCAUGUCCUUCGGAAACUCUUGGACGAACUUCACGCAACCCUGUCCAUAUAUCACGUUUGGGGCACUCAUCUCGGCAGCAAGGCCUUGUUCAAACAACAUGUUGAGAGCAAGCGGAAAAUCACGGAAAUGGUCGAGAAAAUGCAGGUUACCUAUAAACAGGACUUGGCCACACCCGCCGCCAAUCUCAACCGCGAAAGCUCACCCGUGAAUAAGAACGGCUUGAUUAACUCGCUACCCGAGGAAUGCAUCCGUGAGAUUCUCUUGAGGCUCUCGGAUCCCAAGGACGUGGAACGAGCCGGUGACACCUGCCUUACUAUGAGUACGAUUGCGCGAGAGAAGCGGGUGUGGCGUGAAUUGGUUCAAACACAUUUCACCAAGCAGCAAAUUGAGUUCAUCAUGAAUGAAAAAGCUGAUCUGAAAGGCCAUAAGGAUUGGAAAAUCAUCUACAAAGCCUUGCGUUGGCGCUUUGGCCUCAAAGAGGAUUACACGGAAGUGCUCAUGCUCUGUCGGAAAUGUCGUGUUUUGUUCUGGCAAUCUCUUGGUCAUCCAUGUUUGGUCCGGGAGAUGAAUAGCAGUGGAAGUGAAGAUGACGAAGAUUCGCAAUCAGUUCAAGUCGAAAGUCCAGUAUCUCCCAACCUCUUUCUCUCAUUUUUCUCCGUUUGAGGCUCAAUUUUGCCUUGAUUUUGAGCAAAAAAAAAACCUUGCCAGAUGUGAAACAACCCGUGUGCAAUAUCAGGGCGAAGUUCAGAGUGGAAAAAAAAUCUUCAACUGUUCCCAUAUUACAUGAAACCAAUUUGUCAAAUCCCUUUACUCUGUAUUUGUCCUCUUUCAAUGCCUUUUUCGCUUGCCCUUUUCAUUUCUUGAAGAUUCCAAGACACAAAGGUGAUUUUAGGAAGGAGAAGUAAGGAAUCCAUUACCCGCGCGUUUGAUCAGAUGAUUAGUUUUGUCAAAAAUGUAUUUCAAAUGGAAAUAAUGAAAUAUGGUAUUACAUACAAUCACACAUUCAUCCUUACAUGUAUACUUGCUCUUUCAGAAAUAAACCGUUCAUACUCUCAUGAUCAAAUUCGGGCCUCAAGAGGAACGCAAGUGUCCCCACUUAACAAACAUGUUUUUUUGAUUUACAUUCUAAACACAAAAAUAAGAUCCGAAACAAAUUCAAAUCGGUUUACCAAACAAGCCUCUUCU